AUGGAAACCACGAAGAUUAAUAUGUCCCGAAUCCCACUGGUUAAUGGAGGCAUCGACACUGCCAUGCUCAAGGCACACAAACCCCGCGUGAUGUCCAAAAGCGGUCACAGCAACGUGCGGAUAGACAAAGUUGAUGGCAUUUACCUACUCUACCUUCAAGAUUUGUGGACUACAGUUAUAGACAUGAAGUGGAGGUACAAACUCACCUUAUUUGCUGCCACUUUUGUUAUGACCUGGUUCCUCUUUGGAGUUAUCUACUACGCCAUUGCAUUCCUUCAUGGUGAUUUAGAAAUAAACAAGUUCACCCCAAAGCAUGAGCCGUGUGUCAAGAAUGUAGACUCUCUGACUGGGGCAUUCCUCUUCUCCCUGGAGUCACAGACAACCAUUGGCUAUGGAUUUCGUUUCAUUACAGAGGAGUGUCCUCAUGCCAUUUUCUUACUUGUGGCCCAACUGGUUAUUACCACCUUGAUUGAAAUCUUCAUCACAGGUACCUUUCUGGCCAAAAUUGCAAGACCUAAAAAAAGGGCAGAGACUAUUAAAUUCAGCCAUUGUGCUGUCAUUACUAAACACAAUGGUGAACUUUGUCUGGUGAUCAGAGUAGCAAAUAUGAGGAAAAGCCUUCUGAUACAGUGUCAGCUGUCUGGGAAGCUCCUUCAGACAUAUGAAACUAAAGAAGGGGAGCGCACCCUGCUGAAUCAAGCCAGUGUCAAGUUCAACGUUGACUCCUCUUCAGAGAGUCCAUUUCUCAUUUUACCUUUAACCUUCUACCAUAUUUUGGAUGAAAGCAGUCCUUUGAGAGAUCUCACACCUCAAAAUCUCAAGGAGAAGGAGUUUGAGCUUGUGGUGCUCCUGAACGCCACAGUGGAGUCCACCAGUGCUGUCUGCCAAAGCAGGACUUCCUACAUCCCCGAGGAGAUCCACUGGGGCUAUGAGUUCGUGCCUGUGGUUUCUCUCUCUCCAAAUGGAAAGUACGUUGCAGAUUUCAGUCAGUUUGAGAAGAUUAGGAGAAGCACAGAUUCCACCUUUUAUAGUAUGGACUCUGAAAAACAAAAACUAGAGGAGAAAUACAGGCAGGAGGAUCAAAGAGAGAGAGAACUGAGAACGAUGUUGCUACAGCAGAGCAAUGUUUGA
Messenger RNA from Merops nubicus (carmine bee-eater), 1131 nucleotides. It is a transcript of the gene KCNJ15, whose product is annotated as potassium inwardly-rectifying channel, subfamily J, member 15. The transcript has a single exon. The record is from RefSeq and is a predicted model, not a curated record. Gene Ontology annotation, cellular component: plasma membrane. NCBI's taxonomy places the organism in Eukaryota, Metazoa, Chordata, Aves, Coraciiformes, Meropidae. Gene Ontology annotation, molecular function: inward rectifier potassium channel activity. Gene Ontology annotation, biological process: regulation of monoatomic ion transmembrane transport; potassium ion import across plasma membrane. Bases 1 to 1131 code for a protein of 376 amino acids.